Molecule: messenger RNA, 1518 nt
Organism: Cadophora gregata
Lineage: Eukaryota; Fungi; Ascomycota; Leotiomycetes; Helotiales; Ploettnerulaceae
Exons: 1
Coding region: 276-983 (235 amino acids)
Molecular function (GO): oxidoreductase activity, acting on the CH-OH group of donors, NAD or NADP as acceptor
Source: RefSeq, a predicted model, not a curated record
UUGCCAAAUAUCAUUGUGUAUUGCUCUUGCUAGCAAAAGAGGCGUCAACGAUUGACGGGACCCAGUGGACCCAAUGAAUUCAAGAGUGGGGGAAACACCACGAUGCAUUCUUAACAACCCCUCGAAAUCUCUGCGUCAUCGUGGGGUUUUGCUGACAAACACUUUCUUGUUGGAAGGUCGUACAAAAUCAGACUUGCUGCUGUUCUUCCUGGGGAUAGUUCUCACUGAAUUCAUCUUACUUGUAAAAUCUGUCAAACAUUGUUAAAUCCGUCAAUAUGCCAUUCUGGAUUGUGACCGGUGCCAAUCGUGGCCUAGGCCUCGAAUUCGUCACUCAGCUUACCACCGAUCCAUCAAAUACAGUCAUCGCUACCGUUCGAUCCCUCUCAAACGAUAUCUCUGCACUUAAAUCUCUCCAGAGCCCGUCUCUCCACAUCCUAGAAUGCGACACCAGUUCCCAAGAAUCCAUCAAAACGUUUGCCGAGAAUGUCUCAAAGACGUUCGGUGCCGAGAAACAGGUCGACUUCCUGCUAAACAAUGCCGGCAUCAACACGACUCCCGAGCAGACAAGUGAGACAAUGACACCUGACUCCUUGACAAAUCACAUCAACGUCAACGUCAUGGGACCAGCCACCAUGGUGCAGGUCCUGACGCCGCAUCUCCAGAAGGGAUCUGUCGUCAUGAACAUGUCCUCUGGCCUAGGCUCGAUGUCAUAUAAUGCUAGCAAGGAGACCGUGGAGGCUACUAUCUAUUGUAUCUCGAAGGCUGCGCUGAACAUGUUGACUGUUCAUCAGGCGGGCCAAUGGGAGGCGAGAGGUGUUAAGUUUUUGGCGGUUGAUCCCGGGUGGGUGAAGACGGAUAUGGGUGGUCCGAUGGCGAUGCUUGAGAAGGAGGAGAGUAUUGCGGGGAUGUUGAAGGUGUUGAGGAGUAAGGAUACGAAAUCGGGGGAGUACCUUGAGUACAAUGGUUCGAAGAGAGAAUGGUAGUUUUGGACGACAGCCUUCCAGAAAAAGCUCGAGACGGUGUGGUGGAUAUCCAGUCUAUUAGAGCUUCUGGCGUAAUUGACGAUGUUGGCCUACCACUUGACGAUAUUUUUGACUUGCAAGUUGAGAAUCAUGAACCUCCAACAUACACUCGAAUACAUACCAAGCUCAUCUCUUCCAUUCCUUUCCCUCAAAGUACUCCUGUAAGUCCCAAGCGGAAAUAGAGACAUGCACAUCCUCCAAAGACACACUUUAUAGAGCAUGGAAGGAUCCCACACCAAGAGGAGAUUUUGCAAGGAGGAAUUAUAGAAACAAAAGAAAGCAUUCUGGUCCUUUGAAAUUCCCUCGAAACUCGAAUAAAUACUGCGAGGGAGGAAGAUAUGAGAUGAAAUUCAGGCGGGGAUUAGAAGAAGGAGGGAGGGGGGUUGUUGGUUUAUGGUUGUUGGAUAGUGUUUUGAUGAUGAUAGAAUUGAAAAAAUUGAAUUUGGGAGUCCUUUCUAGUUGAUAAGGGAGCAUCACAUUAUUGAACAGAUGGUAC